Passer domesticus (house sparrow) is the source of this 4314-nucleotide messenger RNA. It is a transcript of the gene FRS3, whose product is annotated as fibroblast growth factor receptor substrate 3. The record is from RefSeq and is a predicted model, not a curated record. Bases 418 to 1851 code for a protein of 477 amino acids. Gene Ontology annotation, molecular function: fibroblast growth factor receptor binding; transmembrane receptor protein tyrosine kinase adaptor activity. Gene Ontology annotation, cellular component: cytoplasm. Lineage: Eukaryota; Metazoa; Chordata; Aves; Passeriformes; Passeridae. Gene Ontology annotation, biological process: fibroblast growth factor receptor signaling pathway. The transcript is spliced from 7 exons.
CCCCCCUGGCGCCCCCUGGCGGCCCCGCGGCCCCGCGCUGUCGCUGCUCCGGCGGGCCCGGCCCGGCCCCGAUCGCUCCGGGCCCCACCGGGGACCCCCGGACCCGCCGGGCCGGGCAGGGGCAGGGCCGGGCCGGGGGCCCCGACACGCUCCGGGCCCCGGGAAGGGCCGGGCCGGGGGCCCCGACGCGCUCCGUGCUCCGGGAAGGGCCGGGCCGGGGGCUCCGGGCCGCAGGUCCCGGACGGCGGAGCCGGGAGCGCCUCAGGUGGAAGAUGGGAGUGUUCCCCUCAUGUUUUAGCUGAAACUCCUUGCCAUGAAAUCCCGAGGGAGAUAGAGGGACUGCAGUGGGAAUUCCUGCUCACUCCUCCACAACAAAUCCAACAACUGCCUGAUGGGAUUGCCUCUCUGCCUGGCGUCAUGGGGAGCUGCUGCAGCUGUCUGUGCACAGACAGCAUCCCAGACAACCAUCCCACCAAAUUCAAGGUGACCAACGUGGAUGACGAGGGGCACGAGCUGGGCGCGGGGGUGAUGGAGCUGACGGCGCGGGAGCUGGUCCUGCACUCGCGCGGGCGCCACGCCGUGCGCUGGCCCUACCUGUGCCUGCGGCGCUACGGCUUCGACUCCAACCUCUUCUCCUUCGAGAGCGGCCGCCGCUGCCACACCGGCCAGGGGAUUUUUGCCUUCAAGUGCUCCCGAGCAGAGGAGAUCUUCAAUCUGCUGCAGGACCUGAUGCAGUGCAACAGCAUCAACGUGGUGGAGGAGCCCGUGGUGAUCACCAGGAACAGCCACCCCUCGGACAGGGAGCUGGCCCACAGCCCCCAGGGCCCCAGCAGUCUGGGCUACACUGGACUUCCCAAUGGAUUUCACAGCUUCCCUGGAGAAUCCCUGUCCUACUCUGCAGCCCAGCACCCCUCAGCAAGCAGCCUGAGACAUUCCUCUGUGGGGGAGGACUCUACCCACCCCCUCCUGGGGCCUGAGGAGCAGUCCCACACCUACGUCAACACCGGGGAGCCGGAGCCGAGGGGCCGGCACUGUAUGCACUCCCUGCCUGAAGCCCACCCUCCUUUCCCCCCUAGGAACCACAGCUGCUCCCUGGAAGACCGAAACCCCCAGGUCUUCCUGCAGCCAGGGGAGGUGAAAUUCGUGCUGGCUCCCAGCUCCGGCUACCGCCGGCUGUGCCGGCACCCCCGCGAGUGCCAGCCUCACCUCUGCCCCCCCAACAACAACAACAACGAGUGCCAGCAGGGCUGUCCGUCCCCGCAGUGCGUCUACGAGAACCUCAACGGGCUGGUGGCCCCCAGCACCUCGUCCCUGUGCCGGGCUGGCCGCUCCAAGGCGUCCCGGGAGGACGGGGGCUGCUGCCAGCGCCGCUCGGCGCUGCUGCACUACGAGAACCUGCCGGCGCUGCCGCCGCUCUGGGAGCUGCAGCCGGCCCGGCACAGGGACGAGGACGCCGGCACGGCGCCCACGCCCUCCCCGAAUGGCUUCUCCGAGGCCGGCGAGGAGGAGCCCCUGCAGAAUUCGGCGGGCUCGGAGCCGCGCCGCGCUUUCCUGCCCAGGCCGCGGCGCGGCCGCCUGCCCAACGUCUUCAGCUUCGACUUCCCCCGGCCCUGCCCGGAGCCUCCACGGCAGCUCAACUACAUCCAGGUGGAGCUGGAGCCUGAGCCCUGCAAGGGGCAGCAGGAGGCGCGGGCGGCAGCCCCUGGCAGCCCCGGUGCCCGCCGCACCGACUCCUACGCCGUCAUCGACCUCAAGAAGACGGCGGCCAUGUCCAGCCUGCAGCGGGCCCUGCCCAGGGACGAUGGCACCUCGAGGAAAACUCGGCACAACAGCACUGACCUGCCCCUGUGAGGGCCCCAAGUGCCAGCCCCGUGUCGUGGCUCUGGUCGCUGCCCCUCGCUGUGUCCUGCCCCCCUCAGUGUGGCUCCCUUGCCAUCGCCCUUCCCUGUUUGUCACUGCCGGGGCCCAGCGUGGCUCCUGCGGCUGCUGCUGUUGAGGCUCGUCUGUCUGUCUGUCUGUCCGUCCUCCCCUCUCUGUGCUGCUCGUUUUUCAAGCCUUGUGGGGUGUUUGGUGACUCUGAGGGUUGAGUUCCGGGCGGGAGGGAGGUGGCACGGCCUGGGCUGGGGCAGGGCAGAGCCGGCUGGGCACUGCCCCGGGGUGAGCUCCCAAAACUGAGCUGCUUCAGGAGCUCUGUGCACAUGGAGCCCACUCCCCGUGGAUCCCACACCUCCAGGAGGGCUCUGCACCGAGGCCACUCCAGAGCUGGGGUUUGCCUUGUGGUUCCAGGGGUGCCUGGAGAUGAGGGAGCUCACGCCGUGGCCUUUCCCCCCUCAGCUCACUGUUUGUUCCUGAAGCUUUUUAUCCUUCUGUCCCUGUCUCAGAUCCAGUUUCAGUUGGGCAGCUGCAAUGAAACCAGGAGGACACAGAGCCAUGGGCACACACUGUGAUCACAGAAACCUGAUUGCCUAAAUCCUUAAAUUCCCUCCCCUGCUUUAGAAGAGGAGGGAAAGGCCACAACCAUGAGGGAGAUUGGAAGUUUGGUCUAGAAAACUUCACUUGUGCCAUACCCUGCUUUGUUUUUUUACGAGGGUUCUACUUGGCAGCUGCUGAGAAGUGCUGUGGGUUUAUUUAUUUGUUUCCUUAUUUAUUUAUGAACUGCUCUUUGCAUCCCAGUUCGUUGCCAAACUGGUGCCAGUCUGCAGCCCGCACUCUGGGGGGGACAGCCCCCAAAACAGCUCGGUGGCUUUGCUGGGGGAAAAAACACUGUGGAGGAGAGCAGCUGGGGAUGCAGAAUGUGUGAAGCGGGGGCUGACUGUCACGGGGUGGGUGGGAGGUGGAAUGGGAGACGUGGGAGUGGGAGCGGAGCCGCCGGGCAGCCGAGCCUGGAGCGGCAUCAAAGCCGCUGCUGCUGCCACGUGCCUGGGGCCCGCUGCAGCCCCAGCUCCCUGCCAGGAGCCAAAGUGCAGUUUGUUCUCUCAACUACGGACCUGGAAGGGCUCAAAUUCCGGGUCCAUUCGUGGCCUUUUGCUGUGGGUUUUUGUCUCGAUGCCGGGGUGGCGCUGGGCUGCCCCGGGACGUCCCCUCGUCCCUCCCCGCGGGACACGCGGGGGCUCGGCCUUUGCCUGGAAUUCUCUGUGCCUGUUCCGAUGGAGAGCAGUGCUCUGGGGUGCUCUGGGAUCCUCUGGGGUGCUCUGGGAUGCUUUGGGGUGCUCUGGGAUCCUCUGGGAACCUCUGGGAACCUCUGGGAUGCUCUGGUGUCCUGUGGGAUCCUCUGGGAUUCUUUGAGAUCCUCUGGGAUGCCCUGGGAUCCUCUGGGGUGCUCUGAGAACCUCUGGGGUGCUCUGGGAUCCUCUGGGGUGCUUUGGGAUUCUCUGGUAUCCUAUGGGAUCCUCUGGGGUGCUCUGGGAUCCUAUGGGGUACUCUGGGGUGCUCUGGGAUCCUCUGGGAUCCUCUGGGGUGCUCUGGGAUUCUUUGGGAUCCUAGGGGAUCCUCUGGGGUGCUCUGGGAACCUCUGGGAUUCUCUAGGAUGCUCUGGGAUCCUGUGGGAUUCUCUGGGAUUAUUUGGGAUCCUCUGGGGUGCUCUGGGAUCCUCUGGGGUGCUCUGGGAUCCUAUGGGAUUCUCUGGGAUGCUCUGGGAUUCUCUGGGAUCCUAUGGGAUUCUCUAGGAUGCUCUGGGAUGCCCGGACCCCACCUCCCUGCUGGCUGUGUCGUGUUCCUCCUGGGCCAGGACCUGGCUCCAGUGCCAAGCCCCGUGUCCCCUUGUCCUUCCCUCUGCUGACAUCCGUGGAAGAGGAAAGAGCCCCACCCCCAGCUCCGAGGGUUCCAGGGUUUGGAAGUUCAGGCUUUUUUUGGUUUUUGGUGCUGUCAUGUCCUGUUGAGCCGUGACCCUGUUGGGAGCAAGGCCACGUGUCCCAAGUCUGAGUGGUGCCAUGUUUGUGUCGCAGAACGUGGAGUUCUUGGCUUGCUGUUGCACUAUAAAUUCCAAGUGUGCCACAUGCUUCAAUCCACUGGUUUUUCUUUUCGUUCUGGAGGUCCUUGUGCUCGUCUUCCAUUCUUUUGUCCGUCCCUUGUGUCACCUGUAACUGAAAGGAGACCCAAGUAAUCUAUUUUUAUAUGUAUAACAAAUGACUUUAUUUGAAGGAAGAAAAAAAACCAAACCAACAACCCCCACCCCAAGUAAUGUAUCCCCCUAAAUCCAGCUUUCAUUUAGGGAAGUGAGAGAAGAAAUUGUUUAUAUCUAUCUAUCUCUAUAUAUAUAAAUAUAUAUAUAAAAGUUAACUGCGUUAAGCUUUAAAUAAAGUAUUUAAAUAAAGA